Maniola jurtina (meadow brown) is the source of this 4626-nucleotide messenger RNA. Its product is annotated as zinc finger protein 436-like. The record is from RefSeq and is a predicted model, not a curated record. Gene Ontology annotation, molecular function: DNA-binding transcription activator activity, RNA polymerase II-specific; RNA polymerase II cis-regulatory region sequence-specific DNA binding. Gene Ontology annotation, cellular component: nucleus. The transcript is spliced from 9 exons. Gene Ontology annotation, biological process: regulation of immune system process; regulation of cytokine production; negative regulation of transcription by RNA polymerase II. NCBI's taxonomy places the organism in Eukaryota, Metazoa, Arthropoda, Insecta, Lepidoptera, Nymphalidae. The coding region runs from base 197 to 2311 and encodes 704 amino acids.
UUAAAUAGAAUAGUGAUCUGUGUUUGAUCUGUGUUUUUUAUUAUUUUGAUAUGUGGAUUAAUAUUAUUAUUUUGUGGUGGUUUUAAUAAUUUAUAUAUAAUAGAAAUAGGUAUUUUCCCAAUUUAGGAUGAUUACCUAGUUGGUACCUCUAUUAGUCUUGAGUCAUGAGUUAAAAACCUUUUAUGUAUCAUUGAAAAUGCGGUGCUGUGUGCCCUUUUGCAAAAUCAGUGCGGAGAUCGUUUCCGAAUCCGAGGGGAUAUCAUUACACGAGUUCCCCAGAGAAGUGCAUCUCCGUGCUGCUUGGCUCAGAGCCCUCGGCAAACAACUCAACUUACCAGACUCUGCUGUGGUCUGCUCGCAGCAUUUUCUUGAUGAUGACAUUUGUACUAUGGAAAGUGGCUCGAAGCAAAUUCGACCUGGUGCUAUCCCCUCAAUGGUGCAGGUCUGCAUGAUAUGCCUGGACACUCGCAGCAAGCUGUUGCUAAUGAGUAAAUACAACUUGGAUGAAGCGUACCAACACUUAGUGGGACAGCCUCCGUGUGACCAAGGAAACCUAAAACAAACACUUUGCGUACAAUGUGCUCAGAGAUUGGUGAACUUUAGCCGGUUCAGAGACAAGAGCUUGAGAGCCUGUGCACUGAUGAUGGAGCUAGUUGAGAAACAUGAAUCAAUUACAAUGCAACACAGCGAUAUAUUCAAUGAAGCAAACAAUCAACUGAAACAUAACAUUGUGAAGACGGUAUUAAAGCCUGACCAUUGCGAUUUGUACAUAAAUCAUUCUGAUACACGCACACAGAUAGAACUAGAUACAACCGUUGAAAUAGUUGCAGUGAAACACGAAGAAAAGCAUGGCUUUAUGGCUUUUACGUUAGACAACGUGCAGCACAUGCCCAUGGCGUGUGAAGACAUUGAUGGGGAUGGCUUCAACGGACACUCUGUUGCUUAUAAAGAAAGAUUAAGUAAUUCUCCGUCAACAACACCGUCAUGCAAAGCGAAUGAAGUAGAACUGGCACCUAUAAAGCUGGAAGUUACUCUAGUGUGUAAAACUUGUAUGAUGGAGUUUGCAGACGAAGACACAUAUAUUCAUCACACUACAUUGCAUAUGAAGGAGAAUCAAAGCUCGGAUGAAUACUUAAUCCCAAACUACUGUCAUUCUUCAGUUGCUGCAAUGGACGAAAAUCUUGGAACAGAUCCCCAAACACAACUGCAUCCAACUGAAGAUACUGAUAAUAUGACGACAAAUACAAACGAAAUGGUUGCAAAGACAAUUAAAAUUGAAAUUGAAGUGGAUCCAAGGAUGUCAGACGAUGACUCCUUGUCUAACAGAUAUCUAAAUAAAGACAGAAAUAUGUACUCGGGUAAGUUAGAUGUACAAAAAAAAAGGAAUGUAUCAAACAGAGAAGUGGUCAAACAACCUCAAAAACAUGUAAACAGAAAACCCAUUUACAACUACACCACGAAUAAUAGUAAUGAGAGUUCUAAUAGCGACGAAAAAUUAAAGUUUCCAUGUACUCUGUGCAGUUUCAGAACGAAUACGGGUAAAAAGCUAGCGUCUCACAUAGAUGCACAUUUAAAGAAAAACGAUAUAAAGAUAAUAUUCGGUUGCGAUCAUUGCGAGUAUAUAACUAAGACCAAAAACGAUUUGAUCAAGCAUCUAACAAUACAUGCAGAUGAUACAACUUUUACCUGUCACUUAUGCGAUUAUAAGAGUACGAAACUGAUGCUACUACAGAGUCACAUGAGAAAACACUCGGGGGAGAAACCAUUUUCGUGUGUGUUUUGUGAUUUCAAAUGUGGCAGUAAGAGCUCUUUGAAACAGCACAGGAAAACCCAUGCGGGCGAAAGGUCGUUUUCUUGUAAAUUCUGUGACUACAAGUGCAGCGAAAGCAGUUUUCUUUUAAAACACUUGAGGGCGCAUACCGGCGAUCGGCCGUUCUCCUGUGAGCUAUGUCCCCAUAAGUGUUCACGCAGAAGCGAUUUGGUGAGGCAUACGAAAACCCAUUCGGGGGAAAAACCCCACAGCUGUGAAGUGUGCGACUAUAAGUGUAUGCGUAGUAGCGAUUUGCGAAGGCACAUGAGAACUCACACGGGGGAGAAACCGUUUUCGUGUGACAUGUGUCAGUUUAAGUGCGCCCGGCGAUGCGGUCUCGCCCAACACCGUUGCAAGUACAAAUGCUCGCGCCGCAGCGAUCUAGCGAGGCACAAAAGAAUUCACACGGGUGAGAAGCCGUUCAUGUGCGACGUUUGCCAGUUCAAGUGUGCUCAGCGGUCCGGUCUAGUCGCACAUAUCAUUAGGAAUCAUAGUAUGUAAGGCUCGCUCCAUCGUCCCUUCAUUCAGCUUCACCCACUCUACUCGUGCGAUAUGCGCCAGUUCAAGUGCAGCCUCGCCCAACACCGCUUCAAAUACAAAUGCUCGCGCCGCAGCGAUCUAGCGAGGCACAAAAGAAUUCACACGGGUGAGAAACCGUUCAUGUGCGACGUUUGCCAGUUCAAGUGUGCGCAGCGGUCCGGUCUAGUCGCACAUAUCAUUAGAAAUCAUAGUAUGUAAGACUCGCUCCAUCGUCCCUUCAUUCAGCUUCACCCACUCUAUUCGUGCGAUAUGCGCCAGUUCAAGUGCGGCAUGGCCCAACACCGCUGCAAGUACAAAUGCUCGCGCCGCAGCGAUAUAGCGAAGCACAAAAGAAUUCACACGGGUGCGAAACCGUUCAUGUGCGACGUUUGCCAGUUCAAGUGUGCGCAGCGGUCCGGUCUAGUCGCGCAUAUCAUUAGGAAUCAUAGUAUGUAAGACUCGCUCCAUCGUCCCUUCAUUCAGCUUCACCCACUCUACUCGUGCGAUAUGCGCCAGUUCAAGUGCGAUCUAGCGAGGCACAAAAGAAUUCACACGGGUGAGAAACCGUUCAUGUGCGACGUUUGCCAGUUCAAGUGUGCGCAGCGGUCCGGUCUAGUCGCACAUAUCAUUAGAAAUCAUAGUAUGUAAGACUCGCUCCAUCGUCCCUUCAUUCAGCUUCACCCACUCUAUUCGUGCGAUAUGCGCCAGUUCAAGUGCGGCAUGGCCCAACACCGCUGCAAGUACAAAUGCUCGCGCCGCAGCGAUAUAGCGAAGCACAAAAGAAUUCACACGGGUGCGAAACCGUUCAUGUGCGACGUUUGCCAGUUCAAGUGUGCGCAGCGGUCCGGUCUAGUCGCGCAUAUCAUUAGGAAUCAUAGUAUGUAAGACUCGCUCCAUCGUCCCUUCAUUCAGCUUCACCCACUCUACUCGUGCAAUAUGCGCCAGUUCAAGUGCGAUCUAGCGAGGCACAAAAGAAUUCACACGGGUGAGAAACCGUUCAUGUGCGACGUUUGCCAGUUCAAGUGUGCGCAGCGGUCCGGUCUAGUCGCGCAUAUCAUUAGGAAUCAUAGUAUGUAAGACUCGCUCCAUCGUCCCUUCAUUCAGCUUCACCCACUCUACUCGUGCGAUAUGCGCCAGUUCAAGUGCGAUCUAGCGAGGCACAAAAGAAUUCACACGGGUGAGAAACCGUUCAUGUGCGACGUUUGCCAGUUCAAGUGUGCGCAGCGGUCCGGUCUAGUCGCACAUAUCAUUAGAAAUCAUAGUAUGUAAGACUCGCUCCAUCGUCCCUUCAUUCAGCUUCACCCACUCUAUUCGUGCGAUAUGCGCCAGUUCAAGUGCGGCAUGGCCCAACACCGCUGCAAGUACAAAUGCUCGCGCCGCAGCGAUAUAGCGAAGCACAAAAGAAUUCACACGGGUGCGAAACCGUUCAUGUGCGACGUUUGCCAGUUCAAGUGUGCGCAGCGGUCCGGUCUAGUCGCGCAUAUCAUUAGGAAUCAUAGUAUGUAAGACUCGCUCCAUCGUCCCUUCAUUCAGCUUCACCCACUCUACUCGUGCAAUAUGCGCCAGUUCAAGUGCGAUCUAGCGAGGCACAAAAGAAUUCACACGGGUGAGAAACCGUUCAUGUGCGACGUUUGCCAGUUCAAGUGUGCGCAGCGGUCCGGUCUAGUCGCGCAUAUCAUUAGGAAUCAUAGUAUGUAAGACUCGCUCCAUCGUCCCUUCAUUUAGCUUCACCCACUCUACUCGUGCGAUAUGCGCCAGUUCAAGUGCGAUCUAGCGAGGCACAAAAGAAUUCACACGGGUGAGAAACCGUUCAUGUGCGACGUUUGCCAGUUCAAGUGUGCGCAGCGGUCCGGUCUAGUUGCACAUAUCAUUAGGAAUCAUAGUAUGUAAGACUCGCUCCAUCGUCCCUUCAUUCAGCUUCACCCACUCGUGCGAUAUGUGCCAGUUUAAGUGCACCGGUCUAGUCUCACAUAUCAUUAGAAAUCAUAGUAUCUAAACGACUCGCUCCGUCGUCCCUUCAUUCAGCUGCACCCACUCGACACAUGUGACGUUUGCCAGCUCAAGUGUGUGCAACGGUUAGAAUGGGACGCGUUGUACUAAUAAGACAGUAUUGUAUGUAUUUGAAUAUAGAACCUCGCCAUACUUGUAAUAAAAUAUCAAAGUUGUAAAGAAAUUCGUUUUUUUUAUCGUUUUACUUGUUGCCGUAAUGCUUGUUUUAAAAAAGAUUAGGUCUAAGAAAUAUUGUAAAUAUGUGUAAAUUAAAAAUUAUAAUUGAAUAAUAAAGAAAUUCUUAAAUU